Molecule: messenger RNA, 339 nt
Organism: Prunus armeniaca (apricot)
Lineage: Eukaryota; Viridiplantae; Streptophyta; Magnoliopsida; Rosales; Rosaceae
Source: the annotation of a GenBank genome assembly
AUGACAUCUGAACUGUUGUAUUUCAGUACCAAGUCCAUGAGAGCUAAUGGAGGCUUUGAAGUCAUCAAGAAAGCAAUUGAAAAGCUGGGACUAAGGCACAAAGAACACAUUGCUGCAUAUGGAGAAGGCAAUGAACGCCGUUUAACAGGAAAGCACGAAACAGCUGAUAUCAACACUUUCAAAUGGGGUGUUGCAAACCGCGGUGCCUCAAUCCGUGUUGGAAGAGACACAGAGAAAGAGGGCAAAGGCUAUUUUGAGGACAGGAGGCCGGCUUCGAACAUGGAUCCAUAUGUUGUCACUUCUUUGAUUGCAGAAACCACCCUUCUGUGGAAGGCAUAA